Molecule: messenger RNA, 1102 nt
Organism: Myripristis murdjan (pinecone soldierfish)
Lineage: Eukaryota; Metazoa; Chordata; Actinopteri; Holocentriformes; Holocentridae
Gene: cldn5a
Product: claudin 5a
Exons: 1
Coding region: 230-877 (215 amino acids)
Cellular component (GO): membrane; bicellular tight junction
Molecular function (GO): structural molecule activity
Source: RefSeq, a predicted model, not a curated record
UCCAGUUGUUUUUACAUCCCGUCACUAACAAAGAGACCCAGAGCUGCUGUCUCUUAUACUUCGAUUAAUGUUGCAAGUGAUGCGCAAGUGACGAUUUGACGCCGCUUCACAUCGAGACGCGAAAGAGGCGCGGAACUAAAGAGCAGAAACUUACUUUGCUCUGAAACAGAGGCACUUAGGGAGAGUUUGAAAAGCUUCGGACGAACCUCAUUGAAAACAAAGAGGGAAAAUGGUGUCGGCUGGACUGGAGAUCCUGGGGCUGGCGUUGUGCGUAAUUGGCUCGCUCCUGGUGAUGGUUGCGUGCGGGCUGCCCAUGUGGAAGGUGACGGCUUUCAUCGAAGCCAACAUCGUGGUGGCUCAGACAAUCUGGGACGGUCUGUGGAUGUCGUGCGUGGUGCAGAGCACGGGCCAGAUGCAGUGCAAGGUGCACGACUCUGUGCUUGCCCUGAGCCACGACCUGCAAGCGGCCAGAGCGCUCACCAUCAUCUCCUCGGUGAUGGGCGUGCUGGGGCUGAUGGUUGUGAUUGCAGGGGCGCAGUGCACUAACUGCAUCCGCACUGAAUACAUCAAAGCCCGUGUGGUAAACGCUGGAGGAGUCAUCUACAUCACCAGCGGCUUGUUCGUGCUGGUCCCUCUCUGCUGGAUGGCCAACAACAUCAUCUCGGACUUCUACAACCCGCAGGUGCCCGCAUCCAAGAAGAGGGAGAUCGGAGCGGCGCUUUACAUCGGCUGGGCGGCCACGGCGCUGCUCCUGAUCGGGGGAGCGCUGCUCUGUUGCUCCUGUCCCUCCACCGGGAACUCAGGAUACUCUGUAAAAUACGCACCUACCAAGAGAGCCACGCAGAACGGGGACUAUGACAAGAGGAAUUAUGUGUAGCUACACGGUCCACUUCUCCAGAAUAGCAGGCGGUGCGUAAAAGUGACCUGCAGCCUUUGAAAAACUUUUUUCUGACGAACGUAUCUUUGCACCUGCAGUUGUAGAAAUCUGAACUUUGAAAUCAAUGGAAGCACCUCUGCUAUUUUUACACUGGCCCCUCACACACUCGGACCACGAAUUCACACAUUCUUUUUUGUAUCUACAGACAAUAAAACUGUUGGAGAU